UCGUAGUCGUUAUAUAUCUUGGACCCAGCCUGUGACAGCUGGCCGGAUAAAGCCUGACAGCAUAUCAUGAAUAAACGGGCAUGUGAAAGCGCAAAUAUUUACUCCUAAGUGCACGGUGUUUUCGGUCAGUGAACGGUGAACUGUGUGUCGUCUACUCUUGUUCAGCAGUCAUCCUCCUCCGCUACAUUAACUUUAGCUUAGCUAGCUAGCAGCCCGCAACAUGACGGAAUGCGCUUAAACGAGAGAGCUCUUCCUCAUUGCGUUCAUCUGAAGGGGCAGUUCCGCUUUCAGUGGCUCGCUUAGUGGAUGAUAAAUCCUCACAGACUUCACGUUAAAGGCUCAGUAACUGCUAUGGAGCCGUCCGCGGCUAUGGGCUGUAUGAACAUUGGCAGUCUGACCAGCACCUUGCCGGUGAUCCCCUACCAGAAGCUCACCGACCUGUACUACCUGAGCAGAGGGGGCUUCGGCACCGUGUUCAAGGCGCAGCACUCAGACUGGAGGACCACCGUGGCCAUCAAGUGCCUGAAACUCGACAGUCCUGUUGGAGAAAGAGAGAGGAACUGCCUGCUGAAGGAGGCGGAAGUGCUCCACAAAGCCAGGUUCAACUACAUCAUCCAGAUUUUUGGCAUCUGCAACGAGCCCGAGUUCUUCUGCAUAGUCACAGAGUUUAUGAGCAAUGGAUCUCUGGACCUGUUGCUGCACGAGAAGGACAUGUAUCCUGAGCUUGCCUGGCCUUUGCGACUCAGGAUACUGUACGAGAUUGCCCUGGGGGUUAACUUCCUUCACAACAUGAACCCACCCCUCUUACAUCAUGACCUGAAGACACAGAAUAUACUGCUGGAUGGGGAAUUUCAUGUGAAGAUUGCAGACUUUGGCCUCUCAAAGUGGCGGCAGCUGUCGGUCAGUAAAGGCUCAGGGUCCAAGCCUACAGAGAUGGGAGGCACUGUGAUCUACAUGCCCCCUGAGAAGUAUGAACCAUCCAAGAGCCGCCGGGCUGAUGUGAAACACGACAUGUACAGCUAUGCCAUAAUUAUGUGGGAGGUGCUGUCCAGGCAGAUUCCUUUUGAAGAGGUGACCAAUCCCAUGCAGAUCAUGUUCAGUGUGCUGCGUGGGAUGCGUCCUGACACGAGUCUGGACAGUCUGCCCCCUGAGAUCCCCAGCAGGGAAACUCUCAUCAGUUUAAUGACCUGCGGCUGGACUUCAAACCCCGAUGAGCGACCUUCCUUCCUCAAGUGUUUGAUCGAGCUGGAGCCGAUGGUGAGAACGUUCGACGAGAUUGACUUCCUGGAGGCCGUGUUGGAGAUCAAGAGGUCAAAGUUGAGGGGAAGAUCGAGCUGUUGUGCAGCCCAGUCAGUGAGUGACAAGAGGAGUGAGGAGGGAUCACUGAACAUGCUGAAGGACAGGCCCAGCCUCUGGCCGGAGAGCUCCACCUCAGGCUCAGGCUCUUGCUCCUCCCAGGACACAGACAUAUCUCUACCAGGCGACCUCAUCAGCAGCAAUGCUGCACCCUCUAAAGAGGGGCUUCCAUCGUCAUUCUCACCUCCUUCUCUGGAGCCUCCACAGUCUUUGAAGGACAUCAACAUAGUCAACAAUCUGAACCAGAGUGCCAGGCCCAUAAAUGACUGGAACAUACCUGUCAAAUCCCCCAUGCCCGUCACUGAAUAUGAUACAUGGCAGGACAAUACCCCCCUUAAGCUGCAGCCUCAGCAACAAGCAGAAUACUCUCCUCCCUUGCUGCACUCCCCUCCCUCAGAAGGCCCGAUCGCCAAAUGGAUCUCGACACGGCGCGAGGCGAUCGUCAACCAGAUGACGGAGGCCUGUCUGAACCAGAGCUUGGAUGCCCUGCUGGCGCGCUCCAUGCUGAUGCGUGAGGAUUAUGAACUGGUAAGGAACCAGCCCACCCGCACCGCCAAAGUACGCCAGCUCCUGGACAACUGUCACCGACACAACGAAGACUUCUGCCGUGUCAUUGUCCGCAAGCUGCACGACAACAAGCAGAAUGGUCUGCAGCCGUACCCAGCGGAAAUCAGCUCCCCUACCACUGCCGUGCUCCCUAGCGCACCGCCACUGUCCACGUCUUGCAGUUUCCCCAGGAACGUGUAGUGAGCAGCCAACAUUAGAAGCAAUCCAGAUUAUAUAUUGUGCCUGCUUUACACUACACGUUGUCAUCAAUGUUGACGUGGUUGCUGUCUCAUUAAGAAUGACGAACGGCUGCUUGAGAGAAAAGAGUCACAUGCACAAAACUGAAGCCACUCAUCAACUAGAGACAAAAGUUUUUAUUCUGUAUAAUCAGAAUCAAAAGAUUUCAACUGAAUCAGUAUUUUUUAUUUAACAAUGUUUGGAUUUAACUUGGUGAUUUAUUUAUAGUCCCUUCAUUCUGAGUGGAUGUAUCUGAGGGUUUCACUCCUUUUGGUACAUUAUGCUUUUGUCUGCAAAGCAGUUACCAUUAUUUAAAGAUGCUAUUAUGUAGUGCUGUGUGUGUGUGUGUGUGUGUGUGUGUGUGUGUGUGUGUGUGUGUGUGUGUGUGUGUGCGAGCUUGUGCAUGUGCGGCCUUCUUUGUAGAAUGCGAACAUCUUCAGUUUGCUCAGUCGAUCUGAGACAGAAGGACAGUUAAUGUACUGGAAAAAAUAUUAUUAUUAUUUAAGUGGCUCUGUGUAGUUUUGGGGAAGAAAUUCAAUCUUAGAAUUUUAAUAUAUGCAAUAUUAAGGAAGUCAUAAUACAAACUCAGAAAUAUUUAGUAUAACUGAGUAAACAAGCUCUUCUCAGAGGAGAAUGAAGUCCCCAGAACAGUGUUUGAAGCUAAAAGGUGGCAGGGUCCGCCACAUAACGAAUAAACAAUGUCAAACAGUAUGAAAUUGUGUUGUUCAAUCAGCUCUAUCCAGUCAUGAAAACAAAGAGGUUGUUAAUUGCCUAUUAAGACAUUUCUUAUUUGACUAAAAUUUCUUCCCCAAAACAAUAUAGUGAACCUUUUUUAAGUAUAUUUACAGGUUAAUAAUCCUGAUGAUAAUGUUCACCACCGGGGAAGUGAGUCAGUAUCGCAGCUACUAAAAGAGUCUGUCUCUGCACUGGCGUACAUAACCUACAAUCGGUGAGAAAAUGACUUCAGAGCUGAUGAUUGCAGUCUAACUAGAAGAAUGUGGUCCGUCAUGUUAGCAGCUUCAUGUCACUCAGUUGAGGUGUUGGAUAGAGCUGUGAUUUUGGUUCAGUGGUCAUGUGACUGUAUGGAAAGUUUUUCUCCCUGUCAUGGCUCUCCCCGGCCCCCCUCUUUUUUACCGCUGAGCUAAAGAGAGUCACUGGGACCAGUAGUAAAGAGGAAGUUGAGAUCGUAUUACUACACUCAGAAUGAAAGGGAUGCGUGCGUGUCUGCAUGUCUAAAUUAAAAGUGGGACAAAGUGAUCUGCUCUGGAAUUUCUUUUGGCUUUCUCCAGCCACCUCUCAGUUUUCUGAACAAUGUUCGCUUCAGACUCAUCUGAACGCUUUGACAGUUAAAGUUUGUCCACGGACUCUGAGCUUUGAGUUUUGAUCAUACUGAGCUGCUCUGUAGAAGACUACUGCAACACGUGAACAGAGAAAACUGGCUCUGCUUGUAGCAAACCUGUAGUUUACCUACUUCCAAGCAGUCGCUCUGCUCAGUUUAUGUGUCUUGACUCGUACAACUUUUUCUACCUUGCUGUGCUUCCUAAUCUGUUAAUAAUGACAGUUAUGCUUGUUUAUAAAAUACAUUACUCUCUUUUCUUAAGAAAAUACACAUGCGUUAAGGCAGUAGCAGCACUUAAUCUGUAUUAAUGCGAGUAAUACCUUUUUGUCAGCCAUGGGGUUUGCUGUAACUUUAUUCAUAUAUACAGCAUGUAUAUAUGGUCUUUGUGCCAACAUGCAGAAGUUAGACACAGUCCUUCUUCACUCCUCCUUGUUUUUGGUGUGUGUGUGUGUGUGUGUGUGUGUGUAAUAGGACUGCAACUGUUGAUUAUUUCCAUGAUUAAACACUUGAUCUGGAAAAGAGCCAAGGUGAUGUUUUUAAAAUAGUUUGAUUUGGUAACAUCAACUACUUAUUUUUUGAUUACCAAAAUAGUUGCAGGUUCACUUACUUUCGAAUGGCAGAUGGCUUCAUCAACUACUCGUUUCUGGUCGAGUGUGUAUGCGUGUGUGUGUGUGUGUACUUUGUCAUGAGGAGCCUUACUGUCUUCAUCACUGCCUUCACUUGCUCUAACAGGUGCUUAAAUGACUAAUGUAGCUUUGGUGUUUACAGCCUGCACCAUUACAGAUUCACCACAGAACGAAUUUUGUUCCCUUUUAUCCAGAAAGAAAAGCACUUCCUUUUUGUUAUAUGGAUGCACACGUUCCCCAUCAGUCAGUGAAGCAUUUAUUACGAAACAGAGUGAGUAAUGAGCCACCACAGGUCAAUAUUAGUAACAGGAAAUUGGACACAAUGAUAUAAUGUCAUUUAAAUGACAACAGGAAAGCCAAGCUAGGUCGAUGUGCUUCCAUGAUGUUAGAUAUGUCUUAUGAUAACCGUGCCUCAUAUACUGCUUGGUCUCAACUGUAACAACUUGCAAAAGCCUUUUACACACAUAUCAAGCAAAAGAGCAGAGAAGUGCUGCACAUUGUUGUUACAUAUUUUGUACUUUAGAUGAUCUAUUCAUCUUUUUUUUUAUACAUUCUUUCAUUUGUGAUCUCAAAGUCAGGCAUUGUUUUUGUGAAGUGAUGAUUUGAUACUUGCCUUCUGCAAAAUACCAAUGUAAUUUAGUGCUCAUGUCAUUUUCAGUGUCCGUUGUUCAAAAAUAAUACACCAUGUCACGUAUAAAACUGUCAUUUUCAUAUAUUGUAUCAAACUUCAUUAAAAUGUUUCUUUGUUUUUA
Molecule: messenger RNA, 4856 nt
Organism: Acanthopagrus latus (yellowfin seabream)
Lineage: Eukaryota; Metazoa; Chordata; Actinopteri; Spariformes; Sparidae
Product: receptor-interacting serine/threonine-protein kinase 2-like
Exons: 11
Coding region: 307-2103 (598 amino acids)
Biological process (GO): innate immune response; regulation of apoptotic process; protein phosphorylation
Molecular function (GO): JUN kinase kinase kinase activity; ATP binding
Source: RefSeq, a predicted model, not a curated record